Heterotrigona itama is the source of this 415-nucleotide messenger RNA. NCBI's taxonomy places the organism in Eukaryota, Metazoa, Arthropoda, Insecta, Hymenoptera, Apidae. The record is from the annotation of a GenBank genome assembly.
AUGUUUUUUGAACUGUAAGAAAUAUUGUUAAUAUUUUAGGAACAGUCUAAUUGUAACUAACAAAUUAAUUAAGAUCCAUAAAAUCGUCCAAAAUUCCUCUAUUUCUCUAUUUGAAUUAUUAUUUAAAUCGACUUUAAAUAUGAUAUUUAAAAUUUUACAAAUAUAUGAACUCCAUGUGCAUCCUAAGGCUGCUAAAGGAGACAAGAAUCAAAUCGGAGCACCGAUGCCUGGCACUGUGAUCGACAUCAGGAUAAAAGUAGGCGAUACGGUCGAGAAAGGAGCACCCUUGGUUGUAUUGUCAGCCAUGAAAAUGGAGAUGGUGGUCCAAGCUCCAAAAGCUGGAAAGAUCAAGACGCUGGACGUCACUCAGGGAAUGAGAUUAGAAGGAGACGAUUUAGUCUUGACUUUAGAAUAG